This is a messenger RNA of Paramecium octaurelia, 5975 nucleotides long. The record is from the annotation of a GenBank genome assembly. Lineage: Eukaryota; Ciliophora; Oligohymenophorea; Peniculida; Parameciidae.
AUGAAUUAUUAAAUUAAGGGGAACAUUAACUAUCAUCUAGAAAUCUAAGCAUCGUAGUUGAAUGAAACAACCAAUAUUACAAUUAAUGCAUUCUCAUCUAAAAUUAACUAAAUCCCGUUAGGAUGCAAAUUUUAAUGGUUUAAGAAAUUAGAUAAUGAACGCAUUAAAAUUGAGACUUAGGGCAAUAUAUAUCCAUGUAGCAUAUUCGAUAUUGGUUAUAAGAUCGAGGCAAUCGUACAACCAUUUGAAUAAGGCUACGAAGGAUAGGCAAUAAUCGAAUUCUAAAAAAUUCAAAUAUCGACCUCAUUAGAGAAUAAACUCUCCCAAUUAUAUCAUAACAAUAUGAAGUAACUUUUAAGUAGAUUAUGUUAGAUAAUAGAUUAUUUGCAAUGAAUAGAAUUGGAUAUUUUCCUUAGACUAUUUAGAAAAUAGUACGACCUAAUAAAAAAUUUAAUAUGCAGAUUAAUGUAUUCUCUCAAAUUAGAAUUAACUAUAAGUUUAGUUCAACAAUCAAAUAAUGAAAUUCAGAUGCAAAGAUGACAAAGGUAAUUUGCAUGUAAAUACUAGAUGCGUUUUGUGCAUUCUUUAUUUCAAUGUAAUCUUUAAGAAGAGUGCAUUUGAAAUUUAUAGCUUAUAACAUUGGGAAAUUGAAUUAGAAACAAGUUAAUUUUUAAUAAUUGUUGAAUGCAUAAAUAUUGUAAUUAAUAAAUGAGAAAUCAGCUAUGCCAAUUAAGAAAUUUGAGCCAAUUUAAUCGAAUAUUAUCAUGGCAACUAGUCAAGACUUAAGAUCAAAUAAUUAAUAAAUAAAUCAACUUAAAUAGGAAGUUAAUCAACUUUAAAAUGAGAAACAGAAACUAUAGUAAUAGAUUGAUAAAUUAAUGAAAGACAAUAAAGAAUUAGGUAUUAAAUUUAUAAUAUUGAUUGAUAGAAAUAAAUAGCAGAUCUAAUGUUGCAUCAAAAGACUAAUUAGACAGUAUGGAUCGAUUAAUUCAAUCAUUAAAAAAUGAAGUAUACUCAUUGAAAUAGAGAGAAACUGAUUUGAUGAAUUAAAACGGUAGACUAACUAUGGCUUUGAAUGAGAAAUGCGAUAAAUCAUUAUCUCAAUCUUAAUAUUUUGAUGAAUUCAAAGAAAAACAAUAUUAAGAGAAAUUAUAAGAAUGCAAUAAUGAGAAAUUACGACUAUAAGAAGAAUUAAAUAAAUAUUAAAAGUUUGGGUCAUCUUCAAGGACCAGUUAAAAUAAUGAUGGAGAGAAAGAGAGGUUGUUAUAAGUGAAUUAGAAAUUGAUGUAAGAAAUAGCAACAUCAACAAAUAAGAUUAAAGAAUUAUAAUUGGAAGUGGAAAUGAUGAAAAACAUGAGCAGAAUCAGUAUGUCAAUGUCUAUGAUGGAGGAUCCUGUUAUGAAAACUAAGAUUGAAUAAUUAGAGUAAGAGAAUCAGUAUUUAUAAAAAAAAAUAUCUAUUUUAGAAGAAGAAUUGUCAAAGAAGAAAUAACAAAAACCACAAAAAUAGUAAUCAGAUAGAGAUUUACAAAUAUCGAAGUUAACUGAAGCUAAUAAACGUUAUUUGGAGGAAAACUUGAAAUUAUUUGAAGAGAUCAGAUAAUUAAGAGAGAAAUUUGAUUACUCAUCUGUUUUAUAAGGUUCUAUGAAAGAUUCAUAAAUAUAAGAAAAUGUUGUUAAUAAUCAAUUGGAACAACAAAUUGAAAGAAUGCAAUAAAUACAUAAUUUAGAGAUUUAGAAGAUGAAAAAGAAAAUAGAAAAAUUGACAACUGAUUUGUAAGAAGCUAAUCAAGUUAAAAAAUAGUUUGAAUAAUUAAUCAAAUAAAAUAAGAGAUUAGUUGAGGAGAAUACACAUUUAACUGAAUAAAUUAAGAAUUUAGCUGAUAUCAAUACAUCUCGAUCAUUUUCUGAUAAUAUGUUGAAUUCUAAGAUAUUUAAUAGUGAUCAAUAUAAAGAAUUAGAGUAAUAAUUGGGUGUACUAAAUAGAAAGAAUGAAGAACUAUAAUCUAAGCUUGAUUUUCAAUUGUAAAGAGAUUCAUAAUAAUUGGACAAGAUAAAAACAUUAGAAUUAGAAGUUACUAAAUAUAAAAAUUAAAUCAGAGAUAUGGAAUACAAUAAUUUAGAAAGUAAUGAGGUUAAACUACUUCAAAAUCAAAUUGAUGAGUAUUAAAAUACAAAAGAUAAUUUAAUGAGAGAGAAUAUUAAAUUAAGAGAUGAUUAUUCUACUUUAAUAUAAGAUAAAGAAUACCUAAAUGGAAAAAUUAAAUAAUUAGAAAACUCUAUAUUUGAAUUAAAAUAAAAACAAAUGUAAUUACAAGAAGAAAAUAGAACACUUAAAUUAUUUCCUUAAAGUGCUGAAAGACAAUUCAGUAUUUAAAUUUAAUAAUUACAAACAUAAAAUAAAAAUUUAACUGAGGAAGUAGUCAGAUUACAAUCACAAUAAAAUGCUUUAAAAGAUUUGAAUCAAAGUAACUUAUCAAUCAAUGAAAGUGUUUUAGGUUCAAAAGUUUAUGAGGCAAAAGAGUACAAAUUAUUAGAAAAUCAGAAGGAACUAUUGUUUAAUGAAAAUUAAUAAUUAAAAUUAGAAAUAAGACAAGAGUAAUAGAAGUUCGAUGAUUAAAUUAAAUUUUAAGAGUAAAUUAAAUCUCUUUAAAAUGAGAAGGAUCUAUUAAGUUAAUAAUUAAUAUCAAUCAAAGAAUCACAUUCAAGAUAAAUAAUAACUUUACAAAAUGAAAUUGAUAAGCUAAAUUAACAAUUAUAAAAUAUAUCUAUAAAUGAAAGUAGAUAUAGAAUUGUUGUUAAUGAGAACAAAUCUGAUGAUUUUUCUUAGAAAUAAUAAGAAAUAUUGAGAUUGGAAAGUGAAAAUAGAUAAUUAAAUUAAUAGAUUUAAAGGAUACAAUUAUAGUAUGAUACUGAGGUUAGAAGGUCAUAGACUUAAUUAUCAGAUCUUUAAUUUGAAAAUAAUAAACUCACAAGAGAAAUAGCAUCAUCUAAAUAGUAUUCAGAGUCAGUAGUAAUCAAUUUAAAUGAAAAGAAAUAAUACUAAAGUUAAGAUAGCGAAAUUGCUUAACUAAAAAAUCAAUUAGCAGAUAAAACUCAUUAGUUAAAGAUGAUUUAAACAAAUAGUCAAAAUACUAUGGAAGAAUUAUAAUAGGUGAUUAGUAAAUUAGGAUUAGAAAAUAAAAAUAUUAAUGAAGUGCACAAUUCAAUCAAAUCUCGACUUGAAGCACAGAUUAAUAAAUUAGUUGAAUAGCUAAAAGAGAAAGAUGUAUAAAUAAACAGAAUAUCAGAUGAAAUAAGAAAGAAAGAAUAAAUAAAUAAGUAGCAAGAAGAUGAUUUAUUUAUGAAAUCAAAUUAAGUAGAACAUUUAAUACAAUAAAAUAAAUCACUUGCAUUACAAGUAAAUAAUUUGAAUUUUGAAUUGUAAGAAUUAAAGAUGGCUAGUCUUUCUCAAUCAUUUUCUAAAACUCAUAUUGAUGCCAGAGAGAGUGAAAACCAAGAAUUAUAAAAUGAAAUAUAAUCACUCAGAAUUCAAAUAUAGACUCUAGAGCAGACAUAGCAAUCACAAUUAUAUUAACACUAAAAAAUUAUUAAAUAAUAAGAAAGUGCUAAAUUGAUAUAAUUGGAAGAUGAAAUAAUGUAUUAUCAGAAAGAAAUCUAAGCGAUCAAAGGUAAAUUACAUAUAACAAUGGAAGAUUGCGAAUUUUAUAAGCGUGAGUUUAUUUAAAGUUAAUAAUAACUUGAAAAAAUAAAAAAAGAGUAAACUUAGAAACAAGUUGAAAAAUAAUCAGUAUUAGAGAAUGAAUUAGUACAACUUAAAGAGAUCAAAUUAGAAUUAACUGAAGAAAAUUUAGAGUUAUCUGAUAUCAUUUAAAAGUAACAAAUAUAAAUGUAGGAUUUGUAACUAGAUUUGGAUGAAUAAAUUCAAAGUAACAAAGCAGUUACAAAAUUGAAAAUUUAAUUAUAAUUGGAAUGCGAAAAAUUAUAAAGAGAAAAUUUGCAAUUAAAUAAUAAAAUGCGUGAGGUAUCGAAUAUAUAAUAGUUUAAAAAAGAUAAAGAACUGAAUGAAUCAUUAAAAUAAAUUUAAUAAAUGGAGCAGGAAAGGAUAAAAUUAAAUAGUUAAUGCGAACAAUAACAGAAAUUAAUAGAUGAUUUAAAAAGCAAUUUUGAGAUGCUAUCGAAUGAGAAGGAUGAAUUCGAGAUUAAAUUACAUUCAAGUGGACAAUAGCAACAAGAAAUGCAAAUAUUAUUAAAAUAAAAAGAUCAAUAAAUAAAGUCACUUGAACAAGAGCGCUAGUAUUUAAGUAAAGAACUUGAUAAUGAAUAAUAAAAAGAUUAAUUUUAGAAAAAGAAGUUUGGAGAAUUGACACUUUAAGUUUCUAAUAAAGAAAACGAAAUAUAAUAAUAAAUUGUUAAAGUUAAGAGUCUAGAAGAUCAUAUCUUAAAGAGGGAUCAACAAAUUAAUGAAUUGAAUAAUUAAAUAGGUUAAUUGAAUGAGUAAAUUAAUAAAGAUGAAAAUGAAAUUAUUCCAAAUUUGAAGUAAGAAUUAAAUUAAUUAAAUCAAUAAUUUGAAAGUUUAUAAGAAUAACUUGCAUAAAUGGAAUAAUAAAUUUUAAGCAUAAGUAGAGAGAAAUCACCUGUUAGGUCAAAAAAUAAUUCUUUAUGCAAGCCUUUUGAAUAGGGAUUAAAUGAAAAGAUAGUUUAGUAAGAAUAGACAAUAAAUUAAAAAUGUCAAGUAAUAGAGAAAUAGUAAGAAUAAAUUAAAAUAUUGACUCAAUAAAAUGAUGGUUUAUUACAAUAAAUUAAUAAAUUAUAUGAGGAUUUAAAAGAACAAUAAGACAAAUCAUUUUCUCUAGAUAGAAGUUCAGAAACAUAUUUAAUAAAUAAAAGUUUCAACUCAAAAUACAACCUAGAUAGUGAAUUAAUUUUAUAACAUUAAUAUUAAUCACAUGAUAUUUAUGAAAGCGAUAGAAAAAGAUAAUCGUAAUAUUAACAAUUUGAAUAAACUUUGUAAGAAAGCGUUUAAGAAAAUAAAAUUUUAAAAUAAGAAAUUGAAUAAUUAAAAUAGGUUAUAUAACAAUAGAAAUAAGAAUAUGAAUAGUAAAUAUAGAUGAUACCCAUUUCUAAUCAACGUUAAAAUUCUGAAAUUAAUCGCUAAUUCGAGAUAAUAGGCUAAGAAGAUCAAAAAUCACAUAGUUUGCCUUGUUAUAAUGAAACAAUUAGAAAUGAAUUAUAAUAAUAAAUUGACAGACUGGAAGUAGAAUUAAUGGCAAAAUAAGGGUUGGAAUAAUCAAACUAAAGAUUAAAUGAUGAAAUCAAAUUAUAAAUAACCAAAGUUGUAGAUUUUUAAUAAAAGGUCGAAGUAUUAGAAGAAUUAAAUUAAGUAUUAAAUUAAGAGAUUUAACAGAAGGAUGAGAAAAUAAAGCAUUUAUAAUUAUUGAUAAUUGAAAACUCAGAUUCAACAGUAGCAUAAAAAGAGGAAGAAUAUCUUAAAUAAACAUAAUAGUUAUAAGAUGAAAUUCUUAUGCUAGAAAAAUAAAAUCAAUAAUAUGAAAAUUAAUUAUCUGAAUGUUAAAGUAAGGUUGAAACUCUUGAAAAUGAGAUAUUAAGAAAAUCCUAAUAAUUAUCAAUAAAAGACAGUCAAGUCAAUUAGAAUAAUAGGAAAAACAAAAGGCUAGAGGAAUAAAUAUAAGUGUUAUAGGAUUAAUUGAAAGGCUAAGGUGGUUUAGUUACAUAGAAUAAGGACGAUUUAAUAUAAUAAUUAUAAAAUGAGUAGGAAUAGAAUAGAGCUGAAAUACUUGAAUGUUAAAAAAUAAGUACAUUUUCCAAUUAAAUUUAGUUAAAUCAUUUGAAGAAUAGAUUGAUCGAUUAACAAAAAGUAAUUCAGCAUUAAUGUAAGAGAACUGCAGAGUUAAUGAAUAAUUAAAGGAAAAUUUAAAUGUAAGUUAUCUCAGCAGUGAUUCACAAAAUCAUUGA